AUGCAAAAUAUUGAAGAAAAAUCGCCGUCGAUUGAAGACAUUAGAAGCAAGUUAUUAAUUCGUGUAUUCAUUAAUAACUGUGAUACUUAUAUUGGCCAUAAUAUUGCAGAGAUUAUUGCUAAUGCUAUACCUCAAGCAACUUUAAAAGAAGCUACAGAACUUGAUGAAGUCAACUCUCAAAUAGAAGAGAUAACAGAUAAUGUGUCAAGUGUGACAACAGACUCAUUUGAAAUCAUUGGAACACUUAAAAAUCCUUUAUCUGUUAAGCCAUCCUGGCUCUGCAAAGUUAUCGAAUCUGAUAACCCAGAUGAAAUAUUAUCAGCGAUGAAGGCAAGUGACGUGAUCAUCUAUGAUAUUGGUGAAGAUUUUGACGCACUAGAUCAAACACUGUGGGCAGUGACUAUCUUAAAAAGUGAAGCGCCUACUUUUGAGACGUUAAAACUAUUUAUUUGCCUCUCCACUAUUAUGACAUGGGUCAAAACUAAGCCACUAGAUCCGUAUGAUCGUGAAUUAACGUUAUCAGAAGAAGAUUUUAAGCGACGCAUACCACAUCCAAACUUUCAUCGACAACUACAGAUCGAAAAGUGUGUCAUGGCUUCAUCGAACAAGGAAAACUUCAUAACCUAUGUUCUUGCUUGUGGAUUAGUUUAUGGACAUGAAGAAAACAUCUUUCAUUAUCUGUUUAAAGAUGCAUGGUUAUCCAAGCAAGCUCUCGACUGCUACGGAAAUGGAAGAAAUGUUAUACCUACAAUACAUGUUAAAGAUUUAACAAGCAUUGUUCUGAAUGUCAUUGAUCGAAAACCUAAAAUAAGAUAUUUGGUCGCGGUUGAUAAUUCUAACAAUAACCUAAAAGAAAUCGUCAAGAGUAUCAGUUAUUAUCUUGGAACCGGAAAAGUUAACUACAUAUCUAAAGAAGAUGCUUUGCUUAACGAAUCAUUACCUCAAAAUGAAUUUGAUAAAAUUGUAGUCAAUUUGCGGAUUGAAGGCAUAUAUAUUAAGGAGCAUAUGAAUAUUGAAUGGGUAGCCUUAUCUGGUAUGGUGGACAAUAUGAAGAAAAUGAUUAAAGAAUUUAAGGAAUAUAGAAAUUUAUCGAAACCAAUUAAGAUUUGUGUUCUUGGACCACCAGCGGUGGGAAAAUCCAAAAUUUCCCAGCAACUAACUGAAUAUUAUCAUAUUCAUCAUAUCACGAUUGGAGAAGUUAUAUCUGAAGCGGUCGAAAAUCUGGAACAAUCUGCAGCUAGAUCUGAAAGUGAAUUAUCGGAAAGAGAGCACGAACAGUAUAAUCAGGAUAAAGAAUUGUUAGAGGCUUUAAAAGAAAAUAAAGAAAAUAAUAAUAAUCGAUAUGAUGAUCAUUAUGUUCAUCGAUUUUUACGUAAAAAACUUAAAUCGAUGUCAUGUAAGAAUCAGGGAUUUAUAUUGGAUGGAUAUCCUAAAACCUUUUCUCAAGCGCAGGACUUGUUUGCUAGUAAUGACGAAAAUACGAAUGAAGAUGAUAACCUGGAUUAUGACCCAGAAAUCAUGCCAGAUAAUGUUAUUUGGCUAGAUGCAAAUGAUGAUUAUUUAAGAAAUCGUGUAUUGAAUCUACCAGAAAAAGUCGUGCGUGGAAGCCAUAGCACUGAAGAAGGAUUCCUUCGAAGAUUAGUCAAGUUCCACGAAGAUAAUUUGGAUGAAACUGUUCAGCAUUACUUUGAUGAUUAUGCAGUCCGAGUUGAUCAUUAUGAUUUAACACAGGAUCCAUCUGAUAAUAGUCAUAAAACCAUUCGGACCAUUAUUGAGUUAUUAGGUGCACCGAGACAUUAUGGUAAGUUGGCUAAUAAAAUGGCAAAGAAAGAGAAUCUUCGCCGUCUUCAAAUGGAAAAGGAAAGGAAAGUGAUAGAAGAAAGAGAGCAGAUAAAAUACGAUAUAUGGAAAUCAAAUAAAGAACGAGAUAUUGCUCAGGAGAAAGAAGCUUUGGAUGACAGAUCGCUGCCUAUUAAAAGAUAUUUAAUGAGACAUGUUUUGCCUACCUUAACGCAAGGAUUGAUUGAAUGUUGCCGGCAUCGACCAGAUGAUCCUAUCGAUUACUUAGCUGAGUUUAUUUUCAAGAACAAUCCGGAAAUUGAUAUUAUCUAA
Molecule: messenger RNA, 2112 nt
Organism: Trichoplax adhaerens
Lineage: Eukaryota; Metazoa; Placozoa; Uniplacotomia; Trichoplacea; Trichoplacidae
Exons: 23
Coding region: 1-2112 (703 amino acids)
Biological process (GO): nucleobase-containing compound metabolic process
Cellular component (GO): cytoplasm
Molecular function (GO): AMP kinase activity; ATP binding
Source: RefSeq, a predicted model, not a curated record